Messenger RNA from Geodia barretti, 147 nucleotides. Lineage: Eukaryota; Metazoa; Porifera; Demospongiae; Tetractinellida; Geodiidae. The record is from the annotation of a GenBank genome assembly.
GUGGCUAACUUGCGUUUUGCUGUUGAUUUGCACGAGGAGCAACUUGGCAGUGUGCGCCGUGUUACGCGGGCCUUGCACAGCGCCUUCAUUCUUUGUCCCCCAGGUUAUAGCUAUCAUUGUAGUCUGAUUACUGAAGCCUGCCUAUGA